AGAACGCCGAGGAAAGAGCAGCUGAGGCUUUCCGCUCAGACUCGGCUUAGACACCAUGAUGGCAUUUCCACCACGGAUCCUGUAUUUAUUGACCGACUCUGGAGAGAGACGACCACGAACAGGUAUGUAAAAGAAAGAGGGGGAAUCGUUGAAGUUAUCAUUUUGAGAGCAGUCCGAUAUUUCUGUUGUGUGUUGUCUCGGUUGCUCCAUCUGACUUGGUGUAUAUUGGUAGAGUUAGAAAACAAGUUACAGCAGAAUAUUGUAAUCUUUUACCAUUGGAUUCUUGAUUUAAAAAAAAAAUGAUGAUCCACUGCUGGCAAAUUUAAAAAUCUAUUCCUAAAUGUGGAUGUUGGAGACACAGCUGAGGGAAAGGCAAAAAAUAAAAUGUCAGGUCUUAAGAGGAUGCAUCUAUUAGGCAGAAAACAGAGUUGUCAAAAAUGACACCAGAAUAGACUUUAUUCUUUUUAUAUCAAAAAUGAAAUGACCUUGGAAUAACAAAAACAUGUUUGUCUUCUAUAAACUGUGAUUGAUGAAUAGUUCCUGUUUUACAUCAGAUAACAAAAGAACCAGACAAGCAACAACAUAAAACUGAAUUAAUCAGACUUCCAUUGAAGGCUGCUGUUGUAGAAAUGUCCUAUAAUGUUUCAAUAUUGUGUUGCGGGCGGGACAUCUUCCUUUUUCUGAUCAGUUAGCACAUAAUCAUAUUUUUUCGUUUUAGUUCCCUUUGACAUAAAAUACCAUGACUCAGUUUUUCCAAUACAUUCUUGUUUUUUUUUUAAAUUUUAGUUUACUAAAAUGUGUCUGUUUGUUUAAUCAGGUGAUGAUUGCUGAUUUCCAACAUCUCUAAGCAAAGUUUUGAUACCAUCAUCAUGGAAUCCUUACCGAAUGUGUCUAAACACAUGAAAGAUAUCAUCCAAUCAGAGGGUCCUAUUCAAGAGGAAGAGGAAGAGUUCGAGAACCCCUUCAGACACACUGGACCCAAUGCCAACUGGGGAACGGAACCUAACUUCAACCUCAACCUCAAUCUGACCUCCCCAAGCAACCCUCGCCCAGUCAUUGACACCUUGAACCUGCAAGGAGGAAACAAAAAGGACAAUGGGAGUAAAGGAGUUGUGAAAGCAGGUUUAAGAGCGGCAGCUACUACAGACACUGGCAAGUCAACGAGCACACUAACAACCCCAGUGAUGUCCCCAGGGGAGAGAGAUGAUCCAAUGCGUCAAAAGAGCAAAAUUCCAGCACUGGCGCGCUCACCGAAAGCUGAAUCGGUAAACAGUAGAGGUGACCAAAGAUUGAAAUCCCCAAAUCCAAAACGCACUCCAACACAGAGCCCCAAGAUUAACACAAACAGCAAAGAGGAGGCAAGUCCAAAACCGCAACGAGUUGAACAAACGGUGACGGCAAGAAGUCCAAGAAUGACUGAAAGGGUCAAAACACAAGCUCUGUGUGAAUCUUCAAGCAUCCCCAAUCCUAAACCAAAUACUUCACUGCCAGCUGAACACACGACAAAGACUACAAGUAAAAUAACAGUCAGCCUUAAAAUGCAACCAAACAAGAAAGAGGAUGUUGGAAAAGAAGUAAGCUUUGAGUCACCAAAGAUGCUCCACCUUCCUGUGAGCCCAAAAGUCCAAACUCAGAAAGGAGACUCAAAUGUCAUUAGUCCAAAACUAGCCAGUCGAACUCCAACAAUGACAACAAAAAUUCCCAAAUCAGACCCAGGACUUUCUAAGUCAAAUGAGCAAAUCAGACAUGAUGCAAAAUCCCCCAGUUCUCAGACACCCCCUCUGGGACCAAAAUCACAUAACCAAAAGGCUGAAACACCUUUACUCAAUGCCAAGAUCCUGCACCCAAGUUCUCUAAAUCCUAAACCAUCCACACAGAGGAGAGCUGCAACUGCUGAGCCUGCAAAUAUCAAGACACAAAGGGCAGAGGAGAACCUUGACAGUAAAGACUCAAGUGGUGCUUCUGGAUCACAAACCGGCUCCAAAUCCAAGGAUAGUCUUGAUCCUAAAUCUGCCUGUAUUUUAAAAGCAAGUCCAAAUACCAGGAGAGCAAUGGGAUCCAAAGAUAGCCUGGAUUCCAAAAGUGGUUCUACUUCCAAAACCAGCUUGGGAUCAAAGGACAGCUUAGACUCUAAAACUGGUUCAAAUUCCAAAGCUAGUCCCAGCUCUACAUCUGGGAUGGGAUCCAGGAAUAGUCUCAACUCGAAAGUCCCAGUGGAUUUAAAGGCAGAGACAACCAAUCAAAUUUUAAAAACAAGCACAAGCUUUAAGUCUGUUUUAGGACAGAGCAAUGGCAAGGAUCUGAAAACCCAGACUUCUUUGGCUGCUAAAGCCAGUUCUAAUCUCAGUCCUAUGAGUUUGAAACCUUGUCCUGAUUUGAAAAUUAGCUCUGAUUCUGAUGUCAUCUCCAGUUCAAAACCAAGUCCAACUGGUUCAACUACUAAGUCUUCUGGUUUCAAGAUAGAUCUUGGUGGAUCUGUCUCCCCAUCAGUAUCUAGAACUGGUGCAUCUGGCACGAAAGACAAAAACCUCAAGGCUGCAAGCUCUAGUGCCAAACCCACCCAAGAUCCCAAAGAUGCUUUAGGUAUCUCCAAGACAGCGCCAGUUCGGACUAGUUCAAACUCAGCUCUCGCAGACUUGUCUUCCUCUUUGACACUCUCACCAAAACCAAGCUCAGCAAAUAGAAGCCCUGGAUGUGGUCCUAGCAGAAGUCUUGGGACCAGUCCGGUGAUACCAAAUAGAGAGGUCCAGAGGAAUGCUGGUUCUCCUUCAGGUAAGUACAUCCAUAGAAUAUAAUCUUUUUGAUGAAAUGAUAUUGACUUCAAGUCUGCUUACCCCGUAGUGAAGUACUACUAACACCAAAUACUUAAGGAUUAUCUAAUUUAAGUCUUAAUAUACUUAAGUCCGAGUUUCUCGUCUAUGUUUUGAGAGGCAUUUUCUUACACUGUCGUCUUGUUUGCAGCUUCAGGUCUGCUGACUCCUCAAGGCACCUCCAGUCCCAAAACCAGAACCACUUUUUCCUUGACAAUGAAGGGGGGAUCCACACAAGAGCCUGCAGCAGUUGGAUCUGCCGGAGUGGAACCGAACUCCAGCAGCAGCUCACCUAAUAUGACCAGUCUAAGUCGUGGUCUGAAUUUUGACUCCAUCACCAAGCCACCGGUAAAACCAAGUGUUGUUGCUGAAGAACCAAAUUUGAAAGUUCCUGAGACCAAAGUGACAGCUGUACCUGUGGUGUCCCAGGAUGUUGUGCAAGCUGUUAAUGUGGCUGCCAAUGCAGAGAGUUUGCAAAGUACUCCACUGAGCAAACCAAGUCACCUGGGAAUCUCAAAUGCCAUCACAGCUGGUAGCAAUGUCCCAACACCCAGGGCAGCAAGUGUGGAGAGUAAGAAAGAGGAGAAAAAGAGGGAUAAAAAUAAAGAUGUUAAAGGGAGCUCUUCUCUCUCUCCUUCAUCUCCUCUUUGUCCUCUUCCUAAAACACCCACCCAAAAACGAUCCAAGAAGGUAACUGAGACAGCAACCAUGACUGACCCCAGCGACAGGAAGGUCGGGGAGAGUAAAGAGGUUGGAAUCCAAGUGGAGUUGGCCCCAAUUUCUUCUUUGAUCGGCUCUCCCAGCUGUCAGUCAGGAAGUUUGACCUCGCCAACAGUCCCAUCACUAUGCUGCAUCCCUGCUGGUCAGCCACCCUUCCAGCACGUCUGCAAGAUUGACAUUGAGCUGUGCAGCCAAACUGUGAUUCCUUCAAUUGUUACUGAAAAGGCCAGUUCCCUCCCAGCCUGUCUGCGUACGUACAGCUUCCAGCAGAGCCCCACCCUGAUGUCACAGUUGAAACUUGAACAGAAUCAAGACAAGGACAUAAGUGCAGAGAGCAUCUGGGAGGAAGAGGAUGAGGAUCCUAUAGAAGUCCACAAAAUAGCAAAGAAGCCAAAUGAGGAGGACAACAAGGAGAAGCAAAAGACAAUGAAACCACAUGAUGUGGCGUGGGAUAAAGAGGGGAUGACAUGGGAGGUCUACGGUGCCUCGCUGGACCUGGAGUCUCUGGGCACAGCAAUCCAGUCCCAUCUGGAGUCCAAAAUUCGGGAGCAAGAGAGACACAUCACAACUCUGAGAAAAUCCAUCUGCUCCACAAACAGCCUCAAAGGGUACAGGCUGAAGAAGAGGCAGAAGAAGAAGAAGAAGAGAGGAGGGAUUCUCGGUUGCUGCAGGAAGGCACCUGCAGUGUCAGACUGA
This is a messenger RNA of Xyrichtys novacula (pearly razorfish), 4226 nucleotides long. The record is from the annotation of a GenBank genome assembly. Lineage: Eukaryota; Metazoa; Chordata; Actinopteri; Labriformes; Labridae.